AUGCCGGCUAUGGCUGCUAUGGCAGGUAUGCUUUUGAUUGCUGUGGCCAUAAUGGAUGUUGUGGUGGUUGUGGGUAUGGUGCCGGCUGCGCUUGCUGGUGUGGUGGAGGUUGUUGUGGUCGUGGAUGUGGCAACGCCUGCCUUCCACGCUUGUGGAAUUGCGGGAGAUGGCCUUGAACCAAGUAGCACCUUACCAGUUAGGUGA
Molecule: messenger RNA, 204 nt
Organism: Echinococcus granulosus
Lineage: Eukaryota; Metazoa; Platyhelminthes; Cestoda; Cyclophyllidea; Taeniidae
Exons: 2
Coding region: 1-204 (67 amino acids)
Source: RefSeq, a predicted model, not a curated record